UAGGCCUAAUAGAUCUUUUUGACAUUAUUGGACUAUAAAAAUAGUAGUGUAAACACAGGUGUUACCAAUUAUAUUAAUUUAAGUCCCGUUCCAUUCAGGUCAAACCGAGUCAGGGUGCUGCUGUGGUGCAUGUUGGCUUCACUGGAAAGUCUCUGCUGCGAUAAAUGGAACAGAACCUUAAUUAGUAUCACUGGAAACACCUGCUUUGACCCUACUAUUUCAUGUCAAAAUUGGCUGCUGUGAAAAAAAAGGUCUAUGGACCCAGUGUAGUUAUUAGUAUAAAUGGAAGGAGGGGAUGAAAUAAACUGCUAAAUGACACCUCUGUGGCUCAGCAUUUGCAACAGAAAGCUUAGGGCAGAUCUUGGUAAUCUGCCUGUCAGCUCAGUCUGCAGACUGAUAAUCAUCAUGUGGCCCCGGGGCAGUAAAGGGAGGUGCAGCGUGCUGAUGUGACGGGGAGAGCAGACACCGUCACACCGGGGAGAACAGGAAGUUUUACCGGGAGGCUGUCGGUUGGAAAGAGCAAGUCCCACAUGUCGUUUGUUUGUCAGUAUGACAGGUUUGUGAAUCAAGGACAUUGACGAUCACCAUGAGCAGCUCCAGAGGGACGCCCAGUUCCUGUGCUCGCACAAGAGGAUGGACACUGAACUGGUUGACAGACUGGUGCUGCAGCUGAACAGGAUCUACCCUCAGAUACUCAGUGACAAGGAAGCACACAGGUUCAGGAACCUGAGUGUGCCCACCAAGGUGCGAUUAGCUGAAUUGCUGAAGCACCUGUAUUGGAAGGGUGAGGAGGCUUGUCAUGAAUUCUACAGAGGACUUCACAUCCACGCUGAGGACGUGUACUUCAGCCUGCCCACCAGAGUCACACAAAGAGAGGUGGCAGAUCCAAAAUGGACUUACAAUGUGGCAGUCUACCCCAAGCGAUAUGUUCUUAAUGACAGAGGACCGAUGUUCUUCCUGAGCUGUUUCAGUUUUGUAGUUGGUAUUGCAAUCCUCUACUACUACAAAGAGGGUGAGACAUUGAGAUGCACCGGUCCACUUCUUCACUGCUCUGCAGCAAGACUUAGUAAAACUAUUAUAAUUUCCUAUGCUGAGGUUGGCAGACAGAAAAAAUGGAGUUGUUAAGGUUGUUAAAGAACAAGCCCUGUGAGAAGAACAAGCCAUGAAAUUUGCCACUUUGCUGUGCCAAACUCACAUACACGUUGAGGAACUAUGAACCUUUUUCCAGCUGGCAUUAACAAAAGUCAUUAUGUCACGAAUUCCUGCAGCUCUCUUUCUAUAAAGAAAAAAAAGUAAUGUUCUACCACAGUACUUGUAUGUUUGAGUACUGGAUUUACUGUGUGUGCAGAACUAAUAAGUGGAAUGUGUUAAAAUGAAGUGUGAUAUUAACUGAGUGUAACUGCACACCCACACAGGUGUUUUCAAUCACUCUGGCUGAUUAGACCUCCGCUCAGGUCGAAGCUGAGUGCAGCUAUGCUGGGAAUUACAUGACGUCACCAAACUCUGUACCAAUGAGAAUGAUAAAGGAUUAAACUGGUACAACAAAACUAAACAGAGGGGUGGAGGAGGUGUCAAUCAAGUGCCCUUUUGUACACACACUGUCCUGAGAAGAGGUCUAAUAAGGCAGCGUAAGUGAAAACGCCUGUAUUUGAGUGCAUUAUAACAACUUUUGCUCAAAUAAAGCACAAAACAUUUUGACAUCA
Molecule: messenger RNA, 1703 nt
Organism: Larimichthys crocea (large yellow croaker)
Lineage: Eukaryota; Metazoa; Chordata; Actinopteri; Sciaenidae
Product: caspase recruitment domain-containing protein 19
Exons: 6
Coding region: 634-1125 (163 amino acids)
Cellular component (GO): mitochondrion
Source: RefSeq, a predicted model, not a curated record